Molecule: messenger RNA, 6681 nt
Organism: Peronospora farinosa
Lineage: Eukaryota; Oomycota; Peronosporomycetes; Peronosporales; Peronosporaceae
Source: the annotation of a GenBank genome assembly
AUGGCACGGGAUGACGUGCGUGAGACGCUACGGGGGACUUUAGGCUGGUCCUUCUCUUUUGCAUCCUCUGAUCCAUCGGUAGCUCGUUGUCUCGUUGCGCAUCCGAACGAUGCCACACGAUUGGCUGAGUGGCUUGUGCGCGAACUACCGCCGUUGAUGCCUAACAUAAUGCCUAAAAUAAGAGCCAAAGCCCCAAAACAAGAAAAAAAUAAUCGAUCAGGCGAUUUAGAAACGCUUUUAGUAGAGGAAGUAGCAUUUGGUGGGAUGGUGGAUAUAAAACAGACGUUAAUGAGCAGAAGCUCGCAAGAAUUAAAGCAGAGCGAGGUCUGUGAGCUGCAACAGGUAUCGACAAAAACAGUACUCAAGAGUUUGUAUACUAAUAUCCCGUUGUAUACGCGUGAAGAUGGUGUUAAAGCUACACGAAAUUUAUUUGAAAUGCAGGCGACAUCUUGUAACGCCCACCUGUCCACACUCCGGGGAGUGUACAUAGACGAGAAAGAAAAGGGUUGUUCGUCGACAUCACCUGCAACUUCAACAUGCACUUUUGCCGUAUUUGAUUACGAUGCACAGUCACUUCAAGAUGUAUUCAAGUAUAAUCAAUCCGUACUGGGAAGUAAUGCAGAUGAUGGGGAUGCAAAUUCGGAAUUACAACGUUACAAAGAACAGGAUGCACUUGGAGAUUUAAAGAAACGGCUCGUACUGUUUCAGCUCAACCAGGUACUCGAGUUUUUACAUGCACGAGGAUUGGCCUGUAACGGCUUUUCUCCCCAAGAUUUGUAUCUAACCGAUACACUGUGGCUCCAUCUUGCUGCAUUGCCCCGUGUACUCGAUGCUUGUUCCAACGUGGGUGGAGAAUCGGAGGGUGGAGAUGAAACUAUACGACUUAAUGUUAGUAUACCAGUGUCUCGUGAUGUUGAUUCAUGUUCGUCAAGAUCAAUUACAGAGCGAUGGUGUAUCGGUGAUCUCAGCAAUUUUGAGUAUCUUAUGGUUCUCAAUACGGCAGCUGGGCGUCGCAUGGAGGACGGCGUGUUCCAUCCGUUUCUACCAUGGGUCACGGACUUUACGGCAGGUCCACAUGAUGGCUGGCGAGAUCUGAGCAAAAGCAAAUUCCGUUUGAACAAGGGCGAUGCCCAACUCGAUCGCACGUUUGCAAGCAGUGUUGUACCCCAUCAUAUCACGGAGAGUCUAUCGGAGAUCACGUACUACAUCUAUUUGGCAAGACGGACGCCAAUGGCGUUGCUUCGGCGCGUAGUUCGGGGUGAUUUUCAAGCACGCGAGUAUCCAUCCACGAUGACGCGCAUGUUUGAUUGGACACCUGAUGAGUGCAUUCCGGAGUUUUACACUGACCCGACCGUGUUCAAGUCACUUCAUGGUUCUGACAUGGAUGAUUUGCUGUUUCCGGUGUGGGGUGAUACUGAAGGCACUCAAGACGCUGCUUCAGAGUUUGUACGAUUCCACCGCGCGAUGCUAGAAAGUGACGAGGUGUCGACACAACUGCACAAGUGGAUUGACUUGAAUUUUGGCGCUGCGCUGAGUGGCGAUAGUGCAAUAACUGAGAAAAAUGUCCCGCUCGUAGUUCACGCUGCUGAUAAAAGCCCUGGCUUCGUGCAGCUUUUCACUGUUCCACAUCCUAGACGGGUUUGUCACCAUCGACCAUCUAAUCCACAUAAACCGAUGGACCGAUCGACAACCUGCUCUAUCGAGACGGAAGCAGAAAUUCCUCGAGCUGCGCUGCGGCCUCCGAAUAGCACCAAGGAGGUUAAUGCCAUGCUUACGAGAGCGGUGCAAGUUGUAACGGACGCCCAAAACGAUGGCCUACCCCUGCCUCCAUUAGCUUUGAACGGAAGUGCCAGUUCAGGUGGGCUGAGUGCUCUAGGAGGUGGAUCAAGAGCGGGUAUGCAAGAGGUCGAAGUCUCGCAGUUUGGUCUUCUAUAUGGCCAGAAUACUGGGGAUGCUGCUACCGGCUUUAGUGGAGUUGGCGGCACAAAUCCAUCGACAGCGGCAUCUCCGAAUGAAGCUACUCGUAGCCAAGUCAUUAUGCGAAAUCUAAAGCAACGCCGACGAGGCAACAAGCCUCGAACUCGAUCGCAUGCGAAUGCAACAGAGCCACCAAAAUCGCCUCCAGUGUUCCUGUCUGGUGGCGGGCGUGAUGCUGUCUCGCCCCCAGCACCCUCAUCCGGAUCAGGAUCGGGCGGGCUGGGUGCGUCCAGGCUGGGGAAUCUUUUCUAUUCCGACUCAUCCAACCCUAGCAACAACAAUAACAGCAUCACCAAAGCUUCUAACGGCGGGUUUUCGAUUGCCUCAGAAAUGUCGGCUAGUCCGCCGAACUCGAUGGGGCCAUUCAGUACCUCCUCUAGCAAUGCAAAUGGCCGAAGCUCCACAGCAAGUGGCGGGCCAGCGGACCAUCUGCGCGUACUAACUGUUGUCGCACCGCACGGUGUAGGUAACGUCAGUGGAGGGUUUAGUGGGUCAGUCGGAGAGCGAGGAGAAGGCAUGGCGUCCUCGCAUCACAUCCGCCAUUCAUCUCUAGGUGGUAGCCCGACCACUGGCUCACAUUUGUUACGCGACCUGUGGCAGCAACUGCGUCAACCUGAGGAUGAUAGCACAGCUGCGACAACCAUCGUCGGCGGGGGUCAUGGGCACGGACAUGGUCACCAUCGGAGUGCUAGUGCAGGUCACGAUCUAAUGUUAGCUGUUGGUGGAGUGGUAGGUGACAUGCAGCUCUCGGAAUUAGACGCUGCCAACGAUACCAUUCCCGGUGUAGACGCUUCUGGGCCACUUGAUGAUGUGGACCUGAAGUUGCUACAGCUUGGAUUGCCGAUUGUUCUUCUAGGGGCUGAGACGAAACAGGAAGUUGACAUUGAAGACCAUGCGCCCCCUGUGCUAGAAACAGAAGCUCUAGGGCUUGAUGAGUUUCAAGUAGUUGCGGAUGAGAUGGUUGAUCCGGUAUAUCGCAUCCCUGAUGAACUCAUGAGAUCUACAGCGCAAGGGUUGACCCCGUUUGAGCGUGCACAAGCUGCUGAUAGAUUUUCCAUGGGCUGUAUCGCUGCUGAGCUGUAUACGCACAAACCUGUGUUCUCGCGGCGUUCUCUGAAAGAAUACCUUUCUGCAUAUUCACGACAACAGAAGCAUGAAGUGUCUAAGAAAAUCACGGAUGGGGAUGGAUGGAUUUCGAGUAUAUUGGCUACCGAAGGCAGCUUAAAGCCCGCUCAGCAGCAACUUCCAUGGAACCACGGCCUAUCGGAACAACUUGCAGAUUUACCGCUUAAUUUGAAGCAAAGCGUGUUGGAUAUGCUACAUCCAGAUCCACGCAAGCGACUACUUCUUGCCAGUAAGAUCGACGGAUUGGAAUAUCGAGGUGCAACAACUAACUCGUUCCGUGCUACGGAGGACGAGAUUUGUGUACUAUCGACCGUUCCGCUGGAUGCGUUUCAUGUGGCUCCAUCUGCGUUGUACCCGAAAAAGAUGAUAGUCGUCUAUAACUUUCUUGCAAAGCUACACAGCGCCCCGGAGCACGAUUGGCAUUCCAGAUUUACUAUUGCAAGAGAACUGUUAUCAUCACUGUCAGGUUUAUCGGAGCUUCUAUUUCGUGUAGCAAUGCCAGAGCUUAUGCGCUUUUUCCGAGCAAGGUCACACACUGAGACCACUCGUGCCAAACAUGUGGCUGCUGCUGUUGUUUUUCUUCUCCCCAAAAUGGCGCAGCAGCUUGGAUGUGAACGGUCUCGCAUUGAGUUACUACCUGAUGUGUUACGCGUUUACGAGAGCAGCGAGUUGGGGCGCUCGCCACUUCUAAGAUGUUGCCUCGGAGCACCAAGCGUGUUGUGCUCCCUUUUGCGUGCAUUUGGAGCGGCUGUGGUUCUCGAUAGCUUUGUCCCUGUGAUACUGGAGUGGCUUAUGCCACCUGCAGCCGCAAAUUCCGAUACGAAGGUAAGGUCGUCGCUGGAGUCGCUGUCCUUACAUUCGCCAUCUCCAUUCGCUGCUGAGUCAGCAGCACUUAUUGCAGUGACCUUCGGUGAGUUGUCGUCGUCGUCGAUGUUAGGCCCAUCGCUUACAGCUAAGUACGUGUUACCACUGCUACUGGCCCAGCUUGGCCGCGUUAAGAGUCGCUGGACACACCUCGCAGACUCCAAGACACUCCGAUGCACCGACAAAAAGCCGACUUUGACACCAAAUGUCAUGGAGGAUAGUGACUCGGUGGGAAGUGCAGAGUUCCAUAUUACCUUCCUAUCCAAGACCAAGCUUUAUGAAUCACAUCACGUAGCGGACGCUGUGUUGCAAGUAUGUCGUGAGCUGGGCGAGUUCCCUGUGGCCAAUAUGCUGCUACCUCGGCUUUUUGAUGUGCUGCCGCGACUUGUAUCUCUCUCCGAACAGAUUGGUUCCGUGCGCAUUGAGGGUAUUCCGGAAGAACUUGGGCGCGAAAUCUAUGUAUUACUGCGCAUUCUGAGGCAUGUGGUUCGUACGCUAAAUGAUCCAACGAAUCUGCACGAUAUAUUGUCUGGACGUACACGUGGUAACCUUAUGGAGCUUUUGGGACAAGCAUCUCCACCCUUCCUACACCCUCGUAUAGCGACGGCGGUGAUUGCAGCCGCAACUGCGGGAAGCCAGCCAACAACAUCGAUGCGAGCAAGCCAGACUGCUGCAAAUUCGACAAAAACGAAAGUGCUACGCAGUCUAAACUUCAUGAAAGAUGCUGAUCACCGCAAUUUACGUGCAUUCACAGUGGUGGGUCUAUCUCGCACGAUCGUAGCUGUGUGUCAAAAGCUCGGUGCAGAAGCUACAGUGGCGGAUGUGUCUGUUGUUAAUGGUAUCAACCGCUUCCUCAAGCGAUGCAGUGAUGUGUAUACGGAGCUAGAAGUGUCCAAUUUUCAGUGGGACCUAGCCAGCGAGUUGGUGAGCGAGCUGUGUGUGCCGCUUCGUACCCUUUUGGGUAAGGAGCUUUUCAACCGACAUUUUCCUAUCGUUGCAGGCAGUUCAGUUCUUCAGCUCCUGUUGCUACCCCUGAGCAGCACUGCUGGCACUGAUCUAAACGGGACUAGCGAACUCCAUAGUCGGGUGCUUAAUAAUGACCAGCGGAACAUGAGUGCCCUUGAUAGCCGACUAGCACAGUCCCAAACUCACAUACGUCAACGAAUGCAAAUGGCAGCAGAAGAAGAAGAUGCUGGUGAUGAGGAAGAUGACGAUGCAGAUGACGACAGUGGAGAUGGUGACGACGCGUCUAUGACAUUGACUUCAAACUCAGACGAUCCAAUGUCAUAUCCACCCGAGUUAUUGCGCUUCGCAUACCAUGCACUUCGACUGUAUUCGGUUCGCGCGACCAGCUUUCUUCGCGUGCCCUCCACGGUGCUAGUAGGUGCUGACAAGGAAGCUGCUCAAUGGGAGACUGCCCUGAGUAAGGAGUUACUGCUCUUGCAGGAAUCUCGCCGCCAACGCAAAAUCGUAAAAGUCGCUAUGGCCCCUGAACGCGCUAGCGCCGACGCCGUUUGGCUUCGACCUCGUAUUCGCCAACCAUUUGAAGCUAGACGCGAAGAAGGAAUGCUCCAUGCACCAGUUGGUGGCUAUGAAGGCGGUGGGGGAAAUGGAGGAAUUUUAGGAAGCUCGUGGGUUUUCAAUGGUGAGAUUCGUCAGUCCAUCAAAGCCCAUUCCAGUUCGGUACGAUGUGUAAGUGUGGAUGCGAAUGAAGAAUUGGUCUUGACGGGAAGCCGACAUGGAUCCUGUCGGGUGUGGCGAUUAGCAGGUCACCCUGUUCAGACUCCAGCAGCCACACUGACCGGAGUGUCCGACAAUCGCCCAAUCCUGGCAGUUGCACGCACUGGUCGAACUGGGCCCCAGGUUAGACAUGCAAUGACUGAGGCAGGCGAAGCGGACGGAAUGGCAGCAGCAGCUUCGGCUUCAUGCAUGAUGCUGUGGGACCUCCAAACUAGUCAAAUUCGAAUGCGACUGCCAUUUGUCGCGACUCAUGAGCCUGUUGUUUCAAUGACUACUGGUAUCUCUGCUGUCGAUGUAGCUGUGGCUACUACGCGACGUGUAGUGUGUGUAGAUGCCCGCACCGGUCCACGCGUUGUUGCCGAGUGGUUCGCAGACGCCACUGGUAUCGGUUCUAGCUCCACUGCAUCGGGUCUACGCUUGUCAGUGGUGGCCGCGUUCAUGGAUAGCACGGGUUAUGUUGCUCUUGGAACCACAAGUGGCCGAGUGGUACUAUUGGACUCACGAACAGGUCGUCAGGCAGCGAAUUGGCAGGCACUGGAGGCUACUACGCGUAUCGUGUACUUGAUGCAAAUCUCAUCGUCGCAGUUGCUCGUCGUGGGCGCCGACAAGGAGGCACGUGUGUGGCGCGUGAUGCUGCAAAGGCACAACUCUCCACAACUCCGGAUGACGAUUACAGGAAUACCCGAAGGUAUUUCCGCUGCACAAAUUUCGGUCCACUCGACAAUGGACACAAAUGUUCUCUACAUUGUCAAUGGUGCUCGAAUGCACUGCGUCCAACUCCUGACGGAACCUCGAGCGAUUGGGUCUGUGCAGCCUCCUGUGAAUGUGCGUAUGGAAUCGUGGCAGCUCAUGGAGUCAAAUGGUGCUGCUAAAAGCAAUAAGAGCCGAACUGUCGCCCAUGGCGUAGCAAUUUUACCUUUGCGUCAACUUGUCCUGCUUGGUACAGAGGACGGGUGCUUGAAGUGUGUCAUUUAA